Molecule: messenger RNA, 591 nt
Organism: Schistocerca nitens (vagrant locust)
Lineage: Eukaryota; Metazoa; Arthropoda; Insecta; Orthoptera; Acrididae
Exons: 4
Coding region: 36-545 (169 amino acids)
Source: RefSeq, a predicted model, not a curated record
AGAGAGCAGCUUGUGAACGGCGGGUGUGGCAGAAAAUGACAUCGUAUAGACAUUGGUUUAUUGUUUUUCAAUGUAUAACAUCUUUGUUUGUACGGGGAACCUCCAGUGCUCAGUGUUGGCUAAAUGGGGACGAACUGAGCCUGGAAAACACAAAUGGAACAAGUGCUUCCCUGAGACGGAAAGAAGGGCUUCUGACGUGCCCUGGUCCAGGUGACCCUAGUCAUUAUACAGAGUGCUGUUGGGAUUCACGUUAUCAGUGCUGCCCUGUCCAGGCAGCAGCCUCAAUGGAUGAUCAGCUUGUGAAGGUUGUUGGUGUUGCUGUCAUAUCCUCCUGCCUACUCCUGACUGUGGGUACUAUUGUCUGCUGCUUCUGGAGCCGGUGUCCUCUCUACAAUGCCUGUCGCAUCAACUACACACAUGGCACCAGUAUAGCAUAUGCCAAAGAUGAUGAUGUAGCAAAUGGAAUAAUGCCUCCAGAAGAAAAAAGCAAUCAGCAUCACUAUACACCAAAUGCUGUAAACAUCAAACAAUUUGAAAAUGUCUAGAUCUCAGUGAUUAAUGUUUUAAAGUUCCUAGUUGGUAAUAUGCAGA